Molecule: messenger RNA, 1547 nt
Organism: Exophiala viscosa
Lineage: Eukaryota; Fungi; Ascomycota; Eurotiomycetes; Chaetothyriales; Herpotrichiellaceae
Exons: 1
Coding region: 464-1327 (287 amino acids)
Molecular function (GO): protein binding
Source: RefSeq, a predicted model, not a curated record
UCUCUUGACUCUCGACGGCACUCGGCGACGACUACAAGUGCUUCGGCCCUGUAAAGACACGAUCAACGACAAAUGUUCCAAUAGAGUCACUGCUGUGCUAGCAGCCGCAACAUGCCGCUCAUUGCUCGAGUAUGGUGCACACAGCAUCCGUCUGCUCUGGGGGAUCUCCAAUAAGUUAAUGCCAGCCACGAAAACUGCCCGCACGAGUGAAAGGUACUCCGUACCUGGCCUAAAGCUAAGUUAGAGCUCUCCACACAGCCAACCUCCCGUUAGCAAUGUGUCGCAAAGUCGCAGUUUCAGCAGAAUAAUCGCCUGCGCAUUCCUUUAACGUCUAUCUAAGCCGCUCGUUACUGUUUAUAAGCAACUCUUCUCUGUUGUGUCUUCAAGUGAUCUUGGAUUCUUGUAACAACCUGCGCGACAACCCUCAAACGCUUCGCACUCCAGCAGAGUCGCAAAACUCACCAUGGCCGACGCCGAGGACCCAGUCCAGAUCGCAGAGUCGGGCGAAGCAGAUGUCGACAUGGGGACGGCCGAAGAAGUGCAAGAGAUCGAAGAUGACAACGCCGAGGCCGAAGGUGAAGGUGAAGGCGAUGAGACCACAGAGCCCAAUGGUGAUGGCCCGGCCUCCAACCCUCAGACAAUAUUUCUCGAGUACCUCAAGUCACCUAUCGUGCAGCUAGUUGUUGGCGAUGGCGAUGAAGAGACUACUCUGACCGCCCACAAAGCUAUUCUGACAAAGUCUCCUUACUUCAACGACCUGCUCACCAACGCCUCGGACGACGAACUUGUCCUUUCACUUCCUGAUGAACACCUGGAUGCAGUAGGCUGCUUCUUGCAAUAUCAAUACACAGGGGAGUACUUUCCAAGACGACUCGCAAAUGCGCCAGACGGGCUGGAAAGCGAUCCUUCUGUUCCCUCUGUCGACGAUACUGGAGCGCAACUUCUCAAGCAGGCGCGUGUCUAUACACUUGCCCAAAAGUUAGGAUUGCCCGACCUUAAGACGCUCGCGCAUUCCAAAAUCCAUCGCAUCAACUCCACGGCUGUCGGCGAAAUUGCCUAUGCGAGAUAUGUCUAUGGCAACACUCCCUCAGACGAUGUUACCAUCCGCAAACCUGUGGCAGCCUUCUGGGCUACCCGUUCUCAUGUCUUACGUCACGAGGCCGAGUUGGAGUUCAAGGCCAUGUGCUUGGAGUACCCGCAAUUCGGUUUCGAUGUCUUGAGCUUGGUGCUUGACCAACGAGAGAAGAGAGUGCGUGAACGCGAGGAAGAUGGUACCCCUGGUGGAAGCAAAGGCAGAAAACGAAUGCGACCCAGCGUGAACAUAUAAUGGCCGCCUGUGACUUUGUAUGGGUCCUUGGGAGAAUUCGGUGUUUCAUUGGGAGUAAUAGAUAUCGAUUCGGCUUAAGGGCAAUGUUCCCGCCUGAACCUCAUUACGAGGCUGUACUAUUAAGAGUGGAUCAAAAGCAGGAAUUUUGCAGCACGAUAUAUCUUCAGCGUUCGAGCAUGGCUCUGGAGGUUGAGGCCAUCUGCGGUUCCACCAUUUAGAA